AUGGAUAACAUCGAUGAAAUAUCCCGGAAUUCGCUCAACUGGGAGGAUUUCUUUGGUUCCUCUCUUGAACUCGCACCAUCCCUCCUCAACCUGUAUGACCAUCGGAUUGCAACUGGGACCAAGGAUAAAGAUACAAGUGGCAACCACGUCGGUGAUAGGACCGGACCCAAAACGCGGUCACUGCCCUCCAAACCUCGCCAGGACAGUUUUGAUGGAGUGCAGUACCGCAGUGAAAUACUCCCCGCUGAACGCCCAGUUUCAAUGAUGGAUCACGGAUUAUCCACCCCCAGAAGCGUUUUAUCCCUAGUUGAUAUCAAAAAGAGGCCAUUAAGCAUAAGUUCUGUUUCAUCUACAUCGUUAACGUCAUCACCACGUCUUCCAAAGAAAAAAGUAAUUCCAUUAAGUGCUGACAAUACUGGCAUUAUGAAAAGAGACAGACAUGACUCUGACUGCACGCUGAUGCCUGACUGCAAAUCUGACCCUCGUGUUUUAUCUUUGUCGGAAUCAAGGCAGAGCGUAGACAGCGGUUGUGUGGAGGGCGAGAAGAAUGGGGAUAGAUACGCAGACAGUGUCAGCAUUACAUCGUCAGAUACUGGUAGCUGUAAGGAUGUGAGGGAUAACUCUCCAAGGGAUUGCUCUGUUCUUUUGUCACCUCUUGCAGAUAAACUUAAUUCGGUUCAGGCGUUACAUCAGACUCACGCAUUGAACGUUUGCCCUGCGUCGUCGUCAACAGAAUCCCACGAAAGUAGCGUGAUGGCUACUGUGGAUGUUCUAAGACUUAAGACAUCCAGUCUAAACAAGCAACAGGCAAAGAAUAUCGCCUCACCGGAACAUAUAGUUAAAUCAAAGCUGGCCUCAGAACACUCCUUUGGUAACAAUCCACCACGAACAGACUUUAGCGGCAGUCCUAAAAAUGCAUGCAGUUCUCCAAAUUCUGUAUCUCGCCAAGAAGCCAGAACGAAGUUUUUCUCUAACUACGAAGAAUACACUAGACAGUCAUUUUCGCUUCCUGCUUCCAUUGCGGAAGAAAACAUCGAACGAUCUUCUAGUCCACUAACUACAACAUCCAAUGACAUUUCAAAAAGGCCGCAACCAUCUUCACAAACAGCAUUACCGGUAGCAGCUUCAGAUGUAACUAGUCAUCAAGCUGGACCAGGGCACGUUUCAUACCACAAAAAACCCCCAUCGCCUACUUCACCAGAGUUAAAGCCUGAACGUAGAGAUCGUUCGUCUCAACUUUCGCCCACCUCAGAGAAACCGUCUAGAAGGUCAGAACGCUAUGGUCCUGUUUCUAAGCACGAACGGCAGCCAACAUCUCCCAAAUCUGGAUUUUCCAGGGUCUCAAAGAAGAGAGACUCUCAUGCUCCAUCGGAUCCCUGGAAAACGAUGGAGAAACUGCUUGACUCAGAGGAUGACAGGAAAGACAUAGCCUGCCUCUUUGGCAACAUACGGGAUAUAUACACGUUCGGGGUGGUCACAUUCUUGAGUGACCUUGAAGCAGCUGGCGCAGAUCCUGUGAAGGUUGCCCAGUGUUUUGUGAAAUACAACAAAGGUUUUGUUAUCUAUACAGAUUAUUGUACCAAUUAUCCCAGGGCUGUGGAGGUUUUAACCAGAUUCAUGCAGCAUCCAUCCCUAAGUCAACUAUGCAAAGAGAGGCAGCAUUCACUUGGCCAUGCUCUCCCAUUGGGAGCAUAUUUGCUCAAGCCAGUUCAGAGAAUCUUGAAAUACCAUUUGCUCUUACAUAACAUUGUGAAAAACUGUGAAAAAGACAGGGAGGAAGCUGCCGUUCUUGAAAAGGCUUUUCAUCACAUGACUCAGAUGGCUCAUCACAUCAAUGAAAUGAAGCGGAAACAUGAACAUGCAGUGAGGAUCCAGGAGAUACAGAGCCAGCUGGAGGACUAUGUUGGUGAGGAUCUGACAAGGCUGGGAGAGCUGGUGCUUGAGGGGACAUUCAAAGUGAAUGGAGCAAAAGCAUCCAGACAAGUAUUUUUGUUUGAAAGAGGUCUGCUGAUCAGCAAGUUGAAGGAAGGAGGCAUGCUGAGCUGUAAGACAUUCAUACCAUGUUCUAAUCUGAUGCUCAUUGAAGUGAUUCCGAAUGAUCCCUUGAGCUUCCAUAUCAUUCCAUUUGACAAUCCCAGAGCUCAAGAUACACUUCAGGCCAGAAACAUGGAACAGAAACGACGAUGGUGUCAUGACAUUAAGCAUCAGAUACUAGAAAGUUUUAAAGGACGUAUACCAGACAAUGCAAAGAAUUUGAUUAUGCAGCUGGGAAAAGACUGGAAUGAUGAUUAUUUAUCUAGAGAUGCUUUGGAUUCUGGGAAAAGAAAUCAGCAUAAUGCACCAGAAUAUUUGGAAAAAAGAAGAUUUCGCCGGAAGUCUGGAUCUCGCUUGCCAGAUUUCAGUCUUCUGAUACCUCAGAAAACAAAGAAAG
This is a messenger RNA of Candidula unifasciata, 2431 nucleotides long. The record is from the annotation of a GenBank genome assembly. Lineage: Eukaryota; Metazoa; Mollusca; Gastropoda; Stylommatophora; Geomitridae.